AAAUAAAAUUGGUGGAAUUUUUGAGUAUAAAAAGACGACCAACCGACCGAUUGGCAUAUCAGUUCAUCUUCCUCAUUCAAACAGUGAGAACUAAGUAUCAAAUUUAAGUGCAAAAUGAAUACCCUCUGUAUUGCAGCUGUUUUGUCAGUGGUCGCUAUUUGCCAAGCUGGGCAAUUGGCAACCCCAUUGGCACCUGUAGCUUAUGUGAAUGGAGCUCGUCUUGCCUACUCAGCACCUUUGGCCGCCGCCGCUCCACUCGCUUACUCAGCUGCCGCUCCACUCGCUUACUCAGCUGCCGCUCCACUCGCCUACUCAGCCGCCGCUCCAAUUACCUACUCAGCACCUUUGGCUGCUGCUCCAGCAUACCAACCAUAUGUUGCUAGCCGAACAUACGCUUACCAAUCACAACCAAUCGUUGCCGCCAGCCCUUUGGCCUACAGUGCCGCCCCAGUCUUGAGAUCUGCUCCACUCUUGAGAGCCGCUCCACUCGCCCCAGUUGUUAAAGCCGCUCCUUUGAUCGCUGAACCAGCUCCACUUGUUGCUGCCGCUCCAAUUGUCAAUGCCGCUCCACUCGUUGCUGCCAAGCUCGAAGAAGUCGAUGCUCACCCACAAUACCAAUUCGGUUACAACGUUGCCGACGCUUUGACCGGUGACUCAAAGACUCAAGAAGAAACCCGUGAUGGUGAUGUUGUCAAAGGUAGCUACUCAUUGAUCGAACCAGAUGGUUCACGUCGUACCGUCAACUACUACUCAGACCCAAUCAAUGGAUUCAACGCCGUCGUCCAAAAGGAUUUGCCACUCGCUGCCACACCAGUUGUUGCCGCCAAGACUGUUGUCGCUGCCCCAGUCCCAGCUAAAGCUGUCCUUGUCUAAAUUCAUUCUGUCUACAGUUAAACCCUUCCCCGUCUUCCUAUUCGAAAACACUUCAUCUCCGUUAGCAUUUAGAUGUUUUUUUCAAUAACUAUCCCAAAACGCAAAGGAAUCGCAGAAUAUGUGAUUGAAUAUCCUCCCCAUCACCCAGAAGAGAACCAAAAUGUAGCAGUUGAAUAGUCGGGUGUAUCACAUAUAUUGAUUAUAUGCUGAGCAUACCACUAGUCAAGUCAAAUUAGCAUACCGGCAAUUUAGCGAUUCGACUGCGCAAUAUAAGGGCUUAUUCAUUUCAAUAAACUUUAUUAAUUCCAUUGUUGAAUGCUUUUUUUGUACAUAAAAAAAUGUUUUAGAAAAAUAUACAUGAACUUGAAAAAAAAAUUUAAAA
Molecule: messenger RNA, 1255 nt
Organism: Sitodiplosis mosellana (orange wheat blossom midge)
Lineage: Eukaryota; Metazoa; Arthropoda; Insecta; Diptera; Cecidomyiidae
Gene: Cpr64Ad
Product: cuticle protein 21
Exons: 3
Coding region: 115-873 (252 amino acids)
Cellular component (GO): extracellular matrix
Source: RefSeq, a predicted model, not a curated record